Messenger RNA from Notechis scutatus (mainland tiger snake), 3729 nucleotides. Its product is annotated as inner centromere protein-like. Lineage: Eukaryota; Metazoa; Chordata; Lepidosauria; Squamata; Elapidae. Gene Ontology annotation, biological process: metaphase chromosome alignment; meiotic spindle midzone assembly; mitotic cytokinesis. Gene Ontology annotation, cellular component: nucleus; kinetochore; midbody. The record is from RefSeq and is a predicted model, not a curated record.
GUUUGGCUCAGGUGUUGGCUGUUGUUCAAGCGGGCAUCAUGGCUGAAGCAAGACAACCCAUUCAUCUUCUAGAUGUUUGCAAUCAAAAAUUCUCAGAAUUCGUGUUCAAUGCUGAACACAAGUGCUUGAUGUGGUUGAGAGAAAUCGAGGAAGAAGCCAUGAAGAUAUUUGAUAGUAACAACUUUAGUACCGAACCUGAACUGAUGCCCAAAACACCAUCUCAGAAGAAGUAUCGGAAAAAGAAGCGAUCUUCAUUGUUUAAGGAUGAAAAUAAAGAACUAAUUAGAAAAAGAUUAUCUAAAGGACAUGGCAGUGGAAAAACUGAAUCCUUCCAGAAGCAUUCUCCAAGAAGAGUACUGAAUAACCUCAAUGUGGGAGAUACAAUAUCUUUGCCAGAUAUUAUGACAAACUCUUCUAAGGGAAGUUCAAAAGUUCAGUCUGACAAGAUAGCUAUGGGUCCAGUAGGGGAACCACUUGUUACUGGCUGCUGUAAAAAUGGUGUAGAAGAAAAAAGAAAUGAGGUCAUGAAUGGAAUUCCUGAACUUUUUAUUGUGCAUUCAGAUGAUCAUUUAGCUGAUAUUUCAAGGAUCACUGAGAUUCCCACCAUGUCAGAGAGUCCUGUAAUGAUAGUCCCAGACAUCACUGAUCCAAUAAAGGCAGAAAAAAAUGGGAUUAAACCAAGAUUACCAAGUACACCCACUCCAAAAGAAUCUUUAAAUGGGAAGCACACAUCUGGAAAAGAGAUUCCACCCCAAGAAUUAGUUAAUAAUAAUUUAGAUCCAGAAGGAGAACUCUCCCAAGGCCUGAAAGAAAGUUCUGCUGCCUCCACGGGGCCUUUGUCGGCCCAUCGUCAUCUAAGUAGACCACACAAAACUCCAAGGAUCUCACUGGUGGAGAAAUACUCACUCAGCAAUAAAAGAAAAAGCACAGUUCGAAAAUCCAUUAGCAGGACAAUUGCCAGGAAGCAAGCAUCUCAGGACUCAUCAUCUGCUUCAAGUCGAGUAAGCUGCCAUAGUUCCACUGAAGUAGUUUUGAAUGAUGAAAAUCACAAACAUGGGCCUUUGACACAGAAUGCUGAAUUAGGAGAGCCUCUGAACAGUCUGCAAAAAGAGUCCUGUGCUCUGGAUGCACCUAGUCUAGUUAGCACCCCUAAGCGCAAUCCAACACAAUUUGAGAGGCACCAAGAUAAGACUUGCAGUAAAGACCGACUUGAGACUACAAUUACUGACUCCCACAUCAGUAAUUCUGAAGAUUUAGCCAGGAACAACAGUCCCCCUGAACAAAUGCAGAACAUCCGGAAGCAAAGUUAUAGACAAGCAGUGGAGGACCCACCUGCUCCUUCAUGCAUGGAAGAUAAAAAUUCUAGUCCUUUCAGUCAUACAGCCACACCCAUUUCUGCAAAGAAAAUGCUGUCAACGUCUGGCCCGUCCAAGAUAAUACGACCUUUCAAAAACUUCUUUCAAACCAUGCAAAAGAAUCAUCUUCUCAAAUCUCCUGGGUCUUCAGGGAACAAAGUCCCCAAACAUAGUACUCCUUGUAGAUCUGCCACCAAGGAAAAGGAGCGCCAGCGUCUAGAGAGUCUUCGAAAAAAACAAGAAGCAGAGCAACAGAGAAAGCAGAAAGUGGAGGAAGAAAAGAGACGCCGGUUGGAAGAGACAAAACUAAAGCGUGAAGAGCGACUGCGAAAGGCAUUGCAAGCUCGAGAACGAGUAGAGCAGAUGGAGGAAGAAAAAAAGAAGAGAAUGGAACAGAAAUUUUCUCAGCUUGAUGAAAGAAAUGACAAGAUGCGAGAGGAGAAAACAGCAGAAGAAAAGACAAAGAAAAAAAUAUACAUAAAGAAAACCGAAGCAGAAGUCCGAAAAUCAAAACUGCCACAAAUGGAAGAAGGGCCAAAACUUCAAGAACGUCCAGAAAAAUGGAGAACAAUUGGGGAGAUUAAGAAAAUGCUGGAAAUCAAUAGUACAAGACAGGAAAAGGGGCACCAAAGGCAUCAAGAUAAAGAGAAGCUAGUGAAAGUUCAGGAACUCACUGUAGUUAGGGAAGAGGAAGAAAAUGUAAAGGAAGAAAAUCCUGCCUCAUUGACUCAGCUGCCGCAGGUCAAGACAGCUGUGCAGGUGGAAAACGUCCCUGUUGCAUGUGGGUGGCUGAAUAUAACUGCUCAGAAAUCUUAUAGUGGGACUUCCAACCGAGUGGAUGCCCAAGAUCUGAAAGAUAUGAAGUCACUCAAAGUCAAUCUGAAUGAUUAUGGAAUGGAUCUGAAUAGCGAUGACUCCACUGAUGAUGAAAGUCAGCCUCGCAAACCCAUCCCCUUGUGGGCCAAUGGGGGUCAACUUAAUGAAGCUGUUACAUACCAGUACUACAAUCCUCCAGAUGUCAACAGGUUAUUUGGUCUCAUAAUGAGCCCUAAGCUAGAGGAUAUCUUCUAUAAAAGUAAGCCAAGGUAUUUCAAGCGUACAAGUUCGGCUGUAUGGCAAUCGCCACCUCUUCCCGGUUCCAAACCAGCACUCCGGACAUCCAACAGCAUGAAAAAAUACUGAAACUAUUUCUUGUCUAACUAUAUUUAUGUUGCAUCUGUAAAUCAUUUUAGUAUUUUAUAUGUUAUAUAAUAAAGGUUGACAUGUUAUAUCUAUCUUUAGUAUUUCAGGUAAUUGUGAUAAUUUGCUUCAUAUUUUGUUCCAAGGGGUUCAUCAUGUUUCUAGCAUUUGUACUAAUGGGGAAAAAUUAACAAUAAUCACAAUCUGAUAUAUUGCUGGUUGGUCUUCUCAUGAUGCUAUGCAAUACUUAAAGGAUUCUUAACUUUGAGAACUGAUUGUUACACUAAUUGCAAGUGCUUCUACCAAGCCAUCUUGGAUGGUUUAUUUCUGUUUUCUAAUUCUGUUAUGGCUUAUGCAUAUUAAACCCAAUAUUUUAUAAUUAGAUCAAUGCAUAUAGAUUCACUUCUCUAAAAUGAUACUUUUCUCUUAUGUGACAUAGAAAAUUGCAUAGAUUCACAAAUAACUAAAAUAUUUUAUUUUGGUUAUUUUAGAAAUAAGUUCAUGGAUUUUACAUUUCAUGAUUACAGUAUUUGCCUUGUCAAAAAGAUGUAGUAUUGAUAUUUAGUUGAAAUAACCUGUAUCUACUAUUUGAUCAUUAGUGUUUGCUGUAUGUUUCAGUGUGCAAAGAGAUUGAAGAUUUUGCUGCUAGCAUCUUGAUUUGUAGAGAUGUCUUAUUUUCUUCUCUUUGUUUCAACAAUGAAGAGUUUUGCAUUCAAUGUUUUAAAUGUGGGGUAGCUUCUGCCCUCUGAGAUUUUAAUAAUCAUUCUGUUGAUUUCAUUUUUGAGGAAAUACAUUUUGGGGUUGUUUCACAAUCAAGGAGAGAAAGGAACAAUCCUUGUUACUUCAAAAUGAAAAAGCAUCCUACAUCAUGUAAAAGUCAACAUACUUAAUUAGUACCUUCUCAGCAAUUAUACAUAAAAGACACUCGUGUGAGAGGUCCAAUUCAUGUAGUACUGUAUAGGCUUAGUUCAAAAAAACAUUGAACCAAGAUAUUAUUACUUACUGUUCUAUAGGAAAGUGAACCCUGGAGUUGAUAGAAUUAAUGGGAGCAGAUUUUCAUUGUAUUUUUUUGUUGUUGUUGCAGACAGGAACAAUCUGUUUAAUCAGACUAUCUUCAUUCUUUCUGUCUUUUAAACAGUUUUGAAAUUAAUGGAUUAGAGGCAUAAAUAAUAUAUAUAUAUAUGUCUGCAUGAUA